This is a messenger RNA of Cydia fagiglandana, 459 nucleotides long. RefSeq lists its product as uncharacterized. The transcript has 3 exons. The coding region runs from base 96 to 368 and encodes 90 amino acids. Lineage: Eukaryota; Metazoa; Arthropoda; Insecta; Lepidoptera; Tortricidae. The record is from RefSeq and is a predicted model, not a curated record.
ACUGAAGGGUGAUGUUACAAUAAUCGUGGACGAAUAUACACUGUGAGCAGUAUCUUUUCGGCCAUCGUCUGGUAAAGUCAAGAAGAACAAUCACAAUGCAGAAGUCCAUGAUUAUUGUGUUGGCCGUCUGCCUUUUAAGCGUUCACGCCUUUGUGAAACGCGAUGCCCCAGCCGCAGCCCCCGACAACACCAACUACUUAGAGGAUAUUCAGAAGCAGUUGGGGGCCUUGAGCAAGCAAGUCGGUGACAAGCUGAAGGAGACCUUCGACCCUGAAGAGCUUAAAAAGGGUCUCAAUGAUGCCGUGAACAGUAUCGGCAAGGCGCUUGAAGACUUAAAGGCGAAGUCUGAAGCUCCGAAAAAAGAGUAAGGGUGGUACAACAGGAGUAUAAUACACAAUCCUAGACAAAAAUAGACUUCCUGAGCAAUAAAAUGUAAUAAUAAACAUUUUUUAACUAGUA